AUAAUAUAAACACUUGUCGCUUCGGCCUUUGGCAUUCAAUCGCACGGGGACUGGAGACUGUAUUGUCGUGUAUUCGAUAUUCAAACCGCGGACUGAGAUCGAUUUAUCUAAAUAAUUAGCAGAUAUCAGUAUCACCUUUAACGGGAUUUACCGCAAGUCGCGUCGUCUGGGUUUUUUAUGAAAUAUAUAUUAUAGUUGAAGAUAUGGAGUCAUAUAAAUUCGUAAUUUCCCUGCUUUUUACUAUUUCAAUUUUUCGAUUUGAUGCACUGGCAAACGAAGUGGAUACCUACGAUUUUCUUAUGCCGAACGUUUCGCCUAAUAAGGAUGAGCUGUAUCUUUGCACUCCUAUAAGAAUCGCACCACAGAAGAAUUUCUACGUUGUGGGAUUCAAACCAAACGCUUCAAUGCAUACGGCCCAUCACAUGCUAUUGUACGGCUGUUCACAGCCUGGCUCUAAUGAUUCAGCUUGGAGUUGCGGUGAAAUGCAAAGCAAUGAGAUUGACGAUCGAUACAACACGGCGAGCCCUUGCAAGUCCGGAUCGCAGAUAGUGUAUGCUUGGGCCCGCGACGCGCCUCGCCUUCAGUUGCCCCCUGAUGUUGGUUUCCUCAUUGGCCGCGACUCGCCCAUCAAGUACCUUGUGUUGCAAGUGCACUAUAUGACGAAGUUCCCAGAGGGCAAAACUGACAACUCUGGCGUCUUCUUGGAGUAUACAACCGAAAGAAUGCCCCGGCAAGCUGGUGUUAUUCUACUGGGCACCAGUGGAGUUAUACCCCCGAACAAAGUCGAACAUAUGGAGACAGCCUGUACUAUUAACGAGGACAAAGUCAUCCACCCCUUCGCUUUCCGGACUCACACUCACUCUCUUGGUACCGAGGUGUCCGGUUUCGUGGUCCGCCGUUCCCGCAAAGGUGACAUAUGGGAGUUGCUUGGCUCAAAGAACCCCCAGCUACCGCAGAUGUUCUACCCUGUGGUCAGCCGGACCCCCAUCACGACUAACGACGUUCUCGCCGCGCGCUGUGUUAUGAACAACACGCACACACAUGCUGUUAGCAUCGGAGCGACCCACAAGGACGAAAUGUGCAACUUCUACCUGAUGUACUGGGUUCAGGAUGACUCCCCCCUCGAACAGAAGUACUGCUUCUCCCCCGGACCCCCCUACUACUACUGGAGUCGCGCGCCCCAAAACUUUGACCGUAUCCCGGGCAGGGACUUUAAUGUACUGUAAGUCUGUUUCACGUCACUGCAGGUUCCUUUUAAACAUUCCAAAAAGACAUUCUUUAUUUAACGUAUUGUAGUAUAGGAAAAUCUCUGUAGCGCUGUGCACACUAAGGCCUAUAAAUUUGCCCAAUAUUUAAUAUGAUUUUUUGGUCCAACGUCACGGGAUCUUUUUUGUCAAUCAAUUUGUCUACAAGACGUAAUGUCUGACCAAGUUUGAUUUUUGAUUAACACGUGAAUUUUAUAAUUUAUGUUCAAAAUCCAGCAACCCGUUCAAAGUGCCAUUGUCUUAAAAUAGUCCACGAAUUUUAUCAAUUUGAACCGUGAUAUUUUCAACUAUAACUAUCUGAAUAUAACUUUGAUUUUUGAUUGAUACGUGAAUUUUAUAAUUUAUGUUCAAAAUCCAGCACCCCGUUCAAGCCAUUGCCUUAAAAUAGUCUACAAAUUACCUUAACUUGAACCAUGCUAUUUUGCUAAAACCGAGCAAAUCUGUAAGAAGUUGUUGAAUUAACUAUUCCCUAUUUCCAAGGAAAUCUCUAACCCCCUUUAUAGAUGACUUGAUAUUAAACCUAAACUAAAUUAUGGCUUACGUUGGUUUCAAUUUACCACGCGUGUGCAAAAAAAGCCGACGAAAUAAGACACAGAUACUUUACGGGCUUGUGUGAAGAGCGCUUAAGUAGAUCUAUAUAUAGUUGAGUUUUAAAUUUAAUAUAAUUUUAGUACGAAUCUAAUAAAAUAUUUUCUGAAUCUUUUUAAUGAUCUUUUUAAGUUGCGACUUUUAAUAAGAAA
Messenger RNA from Pararge aegeria (speckled wood butterfly), 2005 nucleotides. It is a transcript of the gene Phm, whose product is annotated as peptidylglycine alpha-hydroxylating monooxygenase. The coding region runs from base 204 to 1226 and encodes 340 amino acids. The record is from RefSeq and is a predicted model, not a curated record. Gene Ontology annotation, biological process: peptide metabolic process. Gene Ontology annotation, cellular component: extracellular region; membrane. Lineage: Eukaryota; Metazoa; Arthropoda; Insecta; Lepidoptera; Nymphalidae. Gene Ontology annotation, molecular function: oxidoreductase activity, acting on paired donors, with incorporation or reduction of molecular oxygen, reduced ascorbate as one donor, and incorporation of one atom of oxygen; copper ion binding. The transcript is spliced from 9 exons.